AAAUUCUGUGAUAAUAAAUUAAAAUAUUUAUUAAUUUAUGCGUGUGUAGUCAAAUAUAGAAGAAAUAGUAAAAUUAAUUUCAUAUUGUGCCACUUCUGUUUUUAUCUGCUGUAGUAGAUAAUGAAUGAUUGACAUGUGUUCAUUUCGUAAUAUCUUCACAUUAUUAUUUUAAUUAAAAAUUAAGAUUAAUUCAAUUGUGAUAUAUUACAAAGAGAUUAUGUUAAAUAAUACAUAUCAUUGCUGUAAUAAGUUAGAAAGAUAAUUUUUAAAUACUUACAUAAAAGUUAAUAAUAUUUACAUUUUAAUAUAAAUAAAAUAUUUAAUUAAAAUGACAAGAAAGACAUUCAUCAUUGACUGUGAUGCUGGUGUAGAUGAUGCAUUAGCAUUAAUAAUAUUAAUUGCAGCUCAUAAACAAAAACAAAUUCAAAUUAAAGCAAUUACAUGUGUAAAUGGGAAUACAGCAGUGGAUAAUGUAGUAAAAAAUGUAUUUAGAACUUUAGAAGUUUGUAAAACAACAGAUAUUCCAGUCUUUAAAGGAGCCCAUGCACCCUUACUGUGCACUCCAAAUGUUGACAAAGCAGCCAAAGAUCAGUAUCAUGGGAGUGAUGGGUUUGGAGAUGUAUAUCAGACCAAAGUAGACACAAGUACAUUACAAACAGAGCAUGCUGUAUGUGCUUUGAAUAGAAUUACAUCUGAAUGUCCAGAUAAAAUAACUAUUGUAUGUUUGGGUCCUUUAACAAACAUCGCAUUAGCCAUGAAAAUGUAUCCUGAAUUUGUUAACCAUAUAAAAGAACUUUAUAUCAUGGGAGGAAAUAUUACAGCACAAGGCAAUGUAACACCUCAAGCAGAAUUCAAUUUUUAUAUGGAUCCAGAAAGUGUGCAUAUAGUCUUUAACAGUAAUAAAAAACCUUUAUGGUUGUUACCAUGGGAAACAUGUUUAAAAUCCAAAGUUUCACAUGAAUGGAGAAAAUCUGUAUUGGGUCAAAUAGAUAAACCUUGCAUGCAGCUGAUGAAUACUAUUGAAAAUGGAUGUAGCAAAACAAGGAAGAAACAUUUUCCUACUUAUAUUUCGUGCGAUGCAAUUUUAGCUGGAAUUUUGUUGAAACCAGAAAUUGCACAAAAUAUAGUGUCAUAUCAUGCUGACAUUGAAUUGAGUGGUAACAGAACUAGAGGUCAAGUUGUACUUGAUCAUUUAUUGUCUAAUAAACCUAAUGUGUUCCUAAUUCAAGAUUUUGACUCAGAAAUGUUUAAAGAACUUUUAAUAUCUUCUGUUAAUACUGAUUAUAUAAUACAAUAAAUAUGUAGUAAAAUAAAGUUGA
This is a messenger RNA of Megachile rotundata (alfalfa leafcutting bee), 1319 nucleotides long. Its product is annotated as pyrimidine-specific ribonucleoside hydrolase RihA-like. NCBI's taxonomy places the organism in Eukaryota, Metazoa, Arthropoda, Insecta, Hymenoptera, Megachilidae. The record is from RefSeq and is a predicted model, not a curated record. Gene Ontology annotation, molecular function: hydrolase activity, hydrolyzing N-glycosyl compounds.